AUGGCUGGGCUGCGGCGGGGGCCCGACCCUAUCCUGCGCCGCUGCACGGCCGAAGCGAUGGCCACCUUUGUUUUGGCGUGCACAAACCGGACUCCCUCACCCAACCACAGGAUCAUAAUGAAUUUGUGCAAGAUGGCGUGCGGCGACCCGGCGGAAACACCCAGCGCAUCCGCCCCGGACCCCCCGGAUGAGUCAUCAUCUUCCGACGGGCCCCCCGCCUCCACCACCGACCAUGCCAACGGUGGCGAAGCCCCCAGCCAGGACCCCACCAUGGCCGCUGCUGCUGUCGCUCGACAGGGCGCUGAUGCAGCCUUGGAAGCAUUGGCGAGCAGGUUUGGUGCAGACCUGCUCCAGAAGCUGCCUCGGCUGUGGGAGCAUGCGACUGCCGCCAUUGCCACUGACGCUGCCGCUGCAAUUCCCGGCCGCCUCUCCCCACCCCCUGCAGAACCCCAGGCUGUUAUUGACACUCUUCAGGUCCUCAAAAUACUGGGCCCUGCGCUGGACUCACAGCUUGAGCCGCAGCUGACAUCGCUCAUGCCAGGCCUCGCCGCGUGCUGCCUGCAUGAGAGGCGGGUGCUGCAUGCAGCAGCGGCCGCAUGCGCAGAGUCCCUGGCAUCAGUGCAGCCUACCUGCGUUCUACCUUCCCUCCUAAGGUUUGUGGUGCCGAUGCUGCAAGGCUCGGCGGCCGAUGCGGCGAGGUCCGGAGCAGUGACAGUGGUUGGACGACUCAUCGCCAGAUUAGGCCUGCAGCUGGUCCCCUACACGAAUCUAAUAGUGGUCCCCCUCAUGGGCCUCACCAGUGACUCACUGCCACGCGUGCGCGCAGCCGCCACGUCAGCGUUCGCCGCCGCCGUUGCUCUCUUGCCCCUGGCGCAGGGAAUGUCACUGCCUGAGGGCCUGGAUCCAGAACAGCGGGAGGCAUGGCUCUGUGACGCGGCGUUCCUGUCUCAGCUUCUGGACAACUCCAAGGUGGAUGACUACGCGCUGCCGGUAGAGAUUCUUGGCGAGCUGCGCGCGUACCAGAGGGCCGGCAUCAGUUGGAUGGCGUUCCUGCGACGCUGCGGCCUGCAUGGAGUCCUGGCAGACGACAUGGGCCUCGGCAAAACGCUGCAGGCCACAGCCAUCGUCGCAGCAUGUCAUGUGGAGCAGAAAAGGGAUGGCCUGCCGCACAAGCCCUCGCUCAUACUCUGCCCGCCCACACUUGUCGGCCACUGGCCGCACGAAGUCACUAAGUUCGUCGGGGAGGAGCUGCUGUCAGUGGUGCAGUAUGAGGGAACGCCGCCGGUGAGGUGCGCGCUGCGAGAGCGUGCCAGGUCAGCGGACGUGGUGGUCAUGAGUUAUGAGACGCUGCGGGCGGACGCUGACUGGACAUCCGCUCACCCCUGGGCCUAUGCUGUGCUGGACGAAGGCCACAUCAUCCGGAAUCCAAAAUCCAAGAUUGCACAGGCGGCAAAGCGGCUGGUUGCGCAGCACCGGCUCAUUCUCUCCGGCACGCCCAUCCAGAACAACGUACUGGAGCUCUGGGCACUGUUUGACUUCCUGAUGCCGGGCUUCCUCGGGUCUCACGCUGCGUUCCAUGGCAAGUAUGGAAAAGCGCUGGCCGCCUCCCGGGGGUCCAAGGCCGGCAGUAUGGAGGCGCAGGCCGGGCUGCUCGCCAUGGAGGGCCUGCACAAGCAGGCGCGCAUUCCUCCUGCAUCCGCUAUCAUCAUGCAAUAUCAGGAUGAUUUAGCACCAAGCACAUGUAAUGAGCUAUAUCCUGUGAUGCCCUUCAUCCUGCGGCGCACAAAGGAUGCUGUGCUGAAGGACUUGCCGCCCAAGAUCCUCCAGGACGUGUAUGUGGAGCCGUCAGAGCUGCAGAGGAGGCUGUACGAGGACUUCUCAAAGAGCGGCGCAUCGCGACAGGUGGCGAGCGUAGUCAGCGGUGACAUCAGCGCUGAUGCGGGCGCUGACCGUGCCGCCAAGGCGCCACACCCGUGUGUUGAUUUUGCACAGGCGCUGCAGUACCUGCGCAAGCUGUGCAGCCACCCGCUGCUUGUGCUGGACGCCAGCGUGCCUCAGCACGUGGCGGCGGCUGCCGCAGUCGCCAACACAGCCCCGGGGCAGUGGGACAAAUCCGGCAGCGCUCUUCGACGGCUCUGCCACGCCCCUAAACUCGCCGCUCUGCGCGAGCUGCUGCAGGUGUGUGAACAAUCGGCAGCCAAGGAAGAGCCCGAGGCGGCGGAGGGCGCGGGUCACCGGGUGUUGAUAUUCGCGCAGCUGAAAUCUUUCCUUGACAUCGUGGAGAGAGACGUGCUGCAGCCUGAUGGAGUCUCCUACCUGCGCCUGGACGGCAGCGUGGAGGCCGCGUCCCGAUUUGGCAUCGUGCAGCGGUUCAACGGCGAUCCCUCCAUCCCCGUCAUGCUGCUCACAACAGCGGUCGGCGGCCUGGGCUUAAACUUGACUUCUGCCGACACAGUCAUCUUCCUGGAGCACGAUUGGAACCCCAUGAAGGACCUGCAGGCCAUGGACCGCGCGCAUAGACUGGGGCAGAGGCGCACAGUGAAUGUGUACCGGCUGCUGACGCGAGGCACGCUGGAGGAACGCAUCAUGGGACUCCAACGCUUCAAACUUGACGUGGCAAACGCGGUCGUGAACGCAGACAAUGCCUCUCUGGCUGCCAUGGAUACCACACAGGUCUUGGAUCUUUUCUCGCUGCAGGGCGGCGGGCAGGCUCCGGAUGCCGGCAGCCGCCAAUCGCAGACGGAGGGGGAUGCUGCCACAGCUGGGGCAGUGGGAGGCGGAGGCAAGGGGCUUAAAGCGGUGUUGGAGGGCCUGGGGGAGUUAUGGGACGAGGGGCAAUAUGCCGAGGAGCUCUCAUUGGAUGCUUUCAUGGGCAAGCUGAAGGGAGACGAUCAAAACCCGCAUUAG
Coccomyxa subellipsoidea C-169 is the source of this 2907-nucleotide messenger RNA. RefSeq lists its product as hypothetical. The coding region runs from base 1 to 2907 and encodes 968 amino acids. The record is from RefSeq and is a predicted model, not a curated record. Gene Ontology annotation, molecular function: ATP-dependent chromatin remodeler activity; ATP hydrolysis activity; ATP binding. The transcript is spliced from 17 exons. Lineage: Eukaryota; Viridiplantae; Chlorophyta; Trebouxiophyceae; Coccomyxaceae.